This is a messenger RNA of Perca flavescens (yellow perch), 1527 nucleotides long. It is a transcript of the gene slc2a2, whose product is annotated as solute carrier family 2 member 2. The record is from RefSeq and is a predicted model, not a curated record. Gene Ontology annotation, biological process: dehydroascorbic acid transport. Gene Ontology annotation, cellular component: brush border; plasma membrane. Lineage: Eukaryota; Metazoa; Chordata; Actinopteri; Perciformes; Percidae. Gene Ontology annotation, molecular function: D-glucose transmembrane transporter activity. The transcript has 12 exons. The coding region runs from base 1 to 1527 and encodes 508 amino acids.
AUGGAGUCGGGAAAGCAGCUAACGGGUACAUUGGCCCUGGCUGUGUUUGCAGCAGCUCUGGGGUCCCUGCAGUAUGGUUACAGUCUUGGAGUCAUCAACGCACCCCAGAAGAUUAUUGAAAAGCAUUAUGGCCGGUCCCUGGGGGUGUGGUCAGAAAGGGUGGCUGCCCUGUCCGAAAACAGCACAGACAAAGAAAAGUUCUCAGAGGCGGGACAACACCCUGACGUGAUCAAGUAUUGGUCAUUGUCUGUGGCCAUCUUCUCCAUUGGUGGCAUGUUAUCCUCCUUCCUGGUGGGAUUUGUGGGAGACCUGAGAGGGAGGGUGAAGGGCAUGUUAAUGGUCAAUGUUCUGGCUGUAGCUGCCGGACUGCUGAUGGGUCUUUGCAAGAUGUGGAAACCUCACAUCAUGGUCAUCUCCGGCCGCGCUGUUAUGGGCUUUUACUGUGGGUUGACAUCUGGGCUAGUGCCUAUGUACAUUGGAGAGAUCGCACCCAAAGCUUACAGAGGGGCUCUGGGAACAUUACACCAGCUGGCUAUUGUUCUAGGCAUCCUAAUCAGCCAGGUAAUAGGCUUGGACUUUGUAUUUGGUAAUGAUGAUAUGUGGCCCCUAUUGCUUGGUCUGUCUGGAGCUCCGGCAGUUUUGCAAUCCCUCUUGCUGCCUCUAUGCCCUGAGAGCCCCCGGUACCUUUACAUUAUACUGGGCAAGGACCAAGAGGCUAGAAAAAGUCUGUAUCGUCUAAAGGGGGCUUAUGAUGCUACUUUUGAUCUGGAAGAGAUGAGGAAGGAGAAAGAGGAGGCAGACAGGGAGCCCAGAGUGUCAAUCCUUUCUUUGAUCCGCUCCUCCGUGUACAGACAGCAGCUGGUUGUUGCCCUCAUGAUGCACCUCUCCCAACAGUUUUCUGGCAUCAAUGCGAUCUUUUAUUACUCUACGGCUAUCUUCACUCGGGCUGGUGUCGGUCAGCCAGUCUACGCCACUAUAGGAGUCGGGGUCAUCAACACUAUCUUCACUCUGGUUUCUGUUGCACUGGUGGACAAGGCUGGCAGACGCACCCUGACUCUGGUUGGUCUGGGAGGGAUGUGCUGCUGUGCAGUUGCCAUGACAGUGGGCCUCACAUUGCAGGAUAAAUACUCAUGGAUGAGCUACGUCAGCAUGUCAGCCAUAUUCCUCUUUGUGAGUUUCUUUGAAAUUGGUCCUGGUCCCAUUCCAUGGUUCAUAGUUGCCGAACUGUUCAGUCAGGGACCCCGGCCUGCGGCCAUCGCUCUGGCUGGCUGCUGCAACUGGACCAGCAACUUCAUCAUAGGCAUGACUUUUCCAUAUAUACAGACUUGGUUGGAUUCUUAUGUUUUCAUCCUGUUUGCCGUGCUGCUUCUCGGUUUCACCGUGUUUAUUUAUUUUCGUGUCCCUGAGACCAAGGACAAAAGCUUUAAGGAGAUUGCUGCCCUCUUCCAAAAGGGCCGCAAAAAGUCGACACAAAGCCCCAAAGACGCUACUGAACUGCAGCAGCUCAAAACAGCCACAGAUGCUUGA